UGUGGCUCAAGACACGGUGCGGCGCCGUCUCGUGCCGCUGUCGUUGAGUUUUGAUAAUUUCACAUGUUGUGUGAGACCAGUGCGUGGAACACUGCCGCUAAUUUGCGCGAAUUGCGCUGUGCCGAUCAUAUUUUGCUCUGCUGACGACAGGCUGUGCACUCCGUAGCGAUGCGACUCGGCGGACCGGAGCCGGCAAUAAAGGCCGCGACGCGCGCGGGCGACGACGCAUUCUUCCUGCAAGCGCGGCUCGCCUGCAUCUCGGUCGCGACGGUGUGCUUCGCCGCCGCUGCCGGGCUCGAGGGCCAAAAAUUGGGCAGUCCACUCGUGGCCGCGUUACCCGGCGUCGCCGCCGCGGGCGCGCUUGCGUAUCGUGCGAGGCCAGCCCUCGCGCUGACGCCACCGCUCGGUCUCGACGGCGACGUGGAGAUCCGCGAGGCGCCGGGCAAGGGCGAAGGCCUGUUCGCUUCGAGACGAAUCAAAGAGGGCAAAUUCAUCAUGGAUUACUUGGGUGAGGAGAUGUCCGCUGAAGAACUUGACGAACGCUACGAGAACUUGCUCGAGGCGAGGUACGCGCUGGAACUCACGGGCCCGCUCGGCCUGAAUCCGAGCUACAUCGACGCCGUGAAUCCAGAACGUUCGAAUCUCGGGCGGUAUAUCAACCACUGCUCGCGCCCGACAUGCCGCAAAGUACGGCAGCGCUUCCCCGACCGGCGGCUCCGAUUCUUCGCCGCGCGGGACAUCGAUCCCGGCGAGGAGCUGACGUUUGAUUAUGGCGAAAGCUACUGGAUAGGAAGAGAGAAUGAGCUUGUUGAGUGAGUAAUCUUCCAUGUUA
Molecule: messenger RNA, 832 nt
Organism: Pelagomonas calceolata
Lineage: Eukaryota; Pelagophyceae; Pelagomonadales; Pelagomonadaceae
Source: the annotation of a GenBank genome assembly